This is a messenger RNA of Penicillium griseofulvum, 3831 nucleotides long. Its product is annotated as isoleucine--tRNA ligase ISM1. The coding region runs from base 1 to 3831 and encodes 1276 amino acids. Gene Ontology annotation, cellular component: membrane; cytosol. Gene Ontology annotation, molecular function: isoleucine-tRNA ligase activity; ATP binding; aminoacyl-tRNA deacylase activity. NCBI's taxonomy places the organism in Eukaryota, Fungi, Ascomycota, Eurotiomycetes, Eurotiales, Aspergillaceae. The transcript is spliced from 6 exons. The record is from RefSeq and is a predicted model, not a curated record. Gene Ontology annotation, biological process: isoleucyl-tRNA aminoacylation.
AUGCCGGAACUGGCGCGGUCAAUUCCUCGCUCAUGGACCUCGACUUUGAAACUUCCUAAAUCCUCAUUCCCUCCACGCGUAUCGCCUGUCGAUUGGACAAAAUACCUGAAACGAUGCACCGAUGAUCUCUACGCCUGGCAACGCCGCGAAAGGCCCGCCGAACAACCAUUCGUCCUACACGAUGGUCCACCGUAUGCGAAUGGCGACCUCCAUGUUGGUCAUGCGCUCAACAAGAUCUUAAAAGAUAUCAUCUGUCGCGUACAAUUGGGUCGUGGGAAGAGGGUGCGGUACGUGCCAGGCUGGGACUGCCAUGGACUUCCGAUCGAGCUUAAAGCGCUCCAAGGCCUGCGCGAUGAGGAUAUUGCAAGUGGACCAGUCAGUGCGGCGGUUAUUCGCACGACCGCACGGAAAUUGGCAAGACACACCGUGAAGGAGCAGAUGAAAGGGUUCCGUAGCUUCGCGGUCAUGGCCGACUGGGAGAACCACUGGAAGACCAUGGACAAACAAUUCGAGAUGCGACAAUUGGGUAUCUUCCGGGAAAUGGUGGACCGGGGACUCAUCUACAGAAAGUUCAAGCCGGUUUACUGGUCACCUUCAACGGGUACCGCUCUUGCGGAAGCAGAACUAGAAUACAAGGAGGAUCAUAUCUCGACGGCUGCUCUGGUUAAGUUCCCUCUCGUCGAUAUCCCGUCGCAUCUCUCUAAGAAUCCUCUUCUCCAUGGAAAGGAUCUGAGUGCCGUGAUUUGGACCACUACCCCCUGGACGCUGCCAGCCAAUGCUGCCAUUGCAGUCAGCGAGUCUUUGGAAUACGCUAUCGUUCUGUCGGAAAAACAUGGUUAUCUUCUUAUCGCUCAAUCCCGGUUUGAAUAUCUUCAGAAUAUGCUGAAAGAAGAACUCUCUGUCAUUGUGCCGUCUAUUUUGGGGUCCGAGCUAGCCGAACAAACUACAUAUCGACCACUAUUCAAAGGGCCUGAAGCCCGCCCGCAGCCCAUCUUCGCUGCGGACUUCGUUACUGCGGAUUCUGGCUCUGGUAUGGUUCACUGCGCGCCUGGUCAUGGAAUGGACGACUACGAAGCAUGCCUUGCGCGUGGCAUACCUGUGUUCGCUCCCGUUAACGAUGAGGGCAAAUUCACAGAUAAAGCCAUGCCUCUCGAUCCUACACGUUUAGCCGGAAAGCCUGUCUUGGGAGAAGGUAACACCGCAGUAUUGGAAUGGGUCGAAUCGUGUGAUCAGUUGCUUGCCCAACAUAAGUACGAGCACAAGUACCCUUAUGACUGGCGCUCAAAGCUUCCGAUCAUUGUUCGGGCUACCGAACAGUGGUUUGCCGAUGUUGCCGAUAUCCGCAGUAGUGCUCUUCGAGCGUUGGAAGAUGUCCGGUUCGUCCCUGAGACUGGAAAGCAGCGACUGGAGAACUUUGUGAAAAACCGGAGUGAAUGGUGUAUCUCGCGCCAGCGCGCGUGGGGUGUUCCUAUUCCUGCAAUCUAUCACCGGAGCACUGGAGAGGCCGUCUUGACUAAAGAUAGUGUUUCACAUAUCAUGGCCAUGAUUGAAGAGCGCGGAAUCGAUGCUUGGUGGACUGACAGUGCGGAUGAUGCUGCAUGGAUUCCUCCGUCCUUGCGGGACGAGGCUGGAGCGGGGUAUCGACGUGGAACGGACACUAUGGACGUUUGGUUUGACAGUGGCACCAGCUGGGCAGAGAUCGAUAUUCCUAUCGAAGGACGGAGUCAUCCAGCGGACGUGUAUCUCGAAGGUACUGAUCAGCACCGUGGCUGGUUUCAAUCCGGGCUUCUCACCUAUAUCUCGCACCAGCUCGGCUCGAGUCAAUUCCCUACGCCUCGUGCGCCAUUCAAGAACCUCAUCACUCACGGGUUCACCCUAGAUGAACAUGGGCGGAAAAUGAGCAAGUCGAUUGGUAACGUGCUCUACCCGCAGACCAUCAUGGAUGGAACUCUACUGCCUCCUCUUAAACCUCGCAAAGGCAAAGGAAAGAAGCAACCCGAGAGCCAAGAACCUAUGUACGACGCUCUUGGCCCGGAUGCACUUCGCAUGUGGGCGGCGAGCAGUGACUACACGCGCGACGUGGUGAUUGGAAAACAGGUACUUCAGACUGUCAACACCAGUCUCCACAAGUUCCGUGUCACCUUCAAGUUACUGCUAGGUGCCCUUGCCGAUUUCCGUCCUGAGAACGUUGUCCCAUACGGGGAGCUGCAGCUAGUCGAUCGAAUUGCACUCAAGCAUCUCUCAGAUAUGGUACUCACGUCUCAGAAGGCAUGUGCCAACUUCGAGUUCUACAAGGCCGUGAACACGAUGAACCGGUGGGCCAACCUCGAGUUUUCUGCUUUCUACAUGGAGGCGAUCAAGGAUCGACUGUACACCCUUGGUGAGGACAGCACAAGUCGCCGGGCCGCACAAACGACCUUAUUCUACAUCUACAAUUAUCUUCAAGAGGUGCUAGCUCCCAUCACACCAGUCCUUGUGGAAGAAACUUGGGAACAUACUCCCGAGUCUAUCCGCACUCAAUCUGAGCAUCCCCUGCAACGUAUUAUUUCCGCCCCGGCCCCGGAGUGGCAGGAUUUAGCCCUGGACACCAGCUACCAGGAGCUGACGGUGGUCCACUCCGCUAUCAAGAACUUGCAGGAGCAAGCCCGCAGUAAAAAGCAGCUUGGCUCCUCCCUGCAAUCCUUUGUUCACAUUGUGCUCCCUAACAACUCUGGAUUAUUCCAACAGUAUCUGUCAGAGCUCCCUGAUCUCUUUGUUGUGUCUUCCAUUACUCUCUCCUCUCACAGUGAAGCACUCCCGACCGACAUUCAGGAUGCUGACUGGCAAUAUGAGGAGACAUUUGAGCUUGAUGGUCAGUCAGGCAAAGUUCUCCUCUUUGAUCUUCUUUUGAUCUUACUUUUCCAUCUUCUUUUCAUAUUUCUCAAAUUCAGUAUGAUUCAAUCUUUUGAUUUUACUCCAACGGCACCUGCCACUACAUCUUCAGUGGCACCUAUUCCCACUGUAAUUCCGGGAUCUGAAGUCUACCAAGAACUUCAUGAUGUGGGUAAACGGACUCUCUGGGUUGUCACUGUGUUGAUGGGCAUCUCCUCGCUAGUGUUCUAUACUCUGGCCGCUCGUGCUCCUCUGCCGAAACGAAUCUUCCACAUUCUAACCUCCCUAAUAACCACCAUCUCCUUCAUUAUCUACCUUGCCCUUUCCACGGGCCAAGGUAUAACAACCAAACAUGCCAGUAUCCACGAACCCCACAAACAUGUUCCAGAUACACAUACAGACUAUAUCCGUCAGGUCUUAUGGCUACGCUUUGUAAACUGGGCAUUAACAACACCCCUGUUGUUCAUCAACUUCGCCCUUCUAUCCGGUCUACCAGGCGCAAACCUACUCAUCGGCAUUGUCGCCCACCUGAUCAUGUUAACAACGGCUCUAUUCGGCAUAUUUGCAGGCCACGGCCGCGAGCGCUGGGUCUGGCUGACUCUCUCGUGUAUUUCCUACCUGGUUGUGAUCCACCAUGUAGGUUUCCACGCGCAGCGAGCAGCAAAGAGCAAGGAUGCCCAGAUAAGACGGUUCUUCGGGUCUAUUUCUGGGUCUGCAAUUGCCAUGCUAGCACUGUUCCCUAUUGCCCUCGCGGCUGGUUCUCUUGCGCUUAAGCUGAGCGUUGAUACAGAGACCGUUCUCUUUGCUAUACAGGAUGUUUUUACCCAAGGUGUUCUUGGAUACUGGCUUCUGUUGGCUCAUGACAGCACGUCUGGAAUUGCGCUGUAUAUGGAAGGAUUCUGGUCGCAUGGUGUCGGCAAUGAAGGAGCUAUCCGUAUCGCCGAUGAAGAGGGUGCGUAA